CCAAAUUAGUGCCUUCCGAAAGAGACCCACUGGGAGCUACUUGCAAAUGUCAGUGUGGGAGAGAGAGUGUGAGAGCACAGCAGCCAGCCUCCUGGUCAGCAGGCUCAUCUGUGGCUCAGCUGCAGAGAGCAGAUAAAGCCAGAAUGAGUUUAAGACGUCGUCACUGGAGCCCCCGAGGAAGGCGCAUGAGAGAGAGUCCUGUCUGCUGGGAGAAGCCAGGCCCUCUGACCUCAGGGCAGCUGCCUCGGCUGCCCAGCAUGCUGUGAUGGAGCCUGCGAAUGUAAGGUUAGGAACUGAUGGACAGCUGGCAUGCUCAGGCAGCCCAGCCUUGUGUCUGGGGUGGCCCCAGAACUCUGUCCCCUUUCCAGACUGUGUGUCCACUCUGCUUCUGAGAACAGCUUUGGAGGGUCUGUGCUUGUCAGUGGACAGACUUCGGGUGCUGCUUCCAUUGCCUGCAGCCUGGAGCCUCGUCUGGGUGGGGAUGAGUGCAGCAGCCUAAAGUCACAACCACUUGCCGCUUCCGCCCUCCUUCCCAGGAGGUCCCAGUAGGUGGUUUGAGGCCAGCUCGCUCCUGAAGUGGUGAGCUGGCCCCAGUGCUGGCCACCUGUAUCCCGAUGUUCAGAGCCCACGGCAGGGCUGCACUUUCCCUCCUGACCCACUUCGGCCAGUGGCGUGUGACAGGGAACGCGGGUCACUCCUGGCAGAAGUCUUUAGGAGCCGGUGAGUUAUUUGCCACGCUCCUUUGCCACGAGUGACUGGCAGUGCCCCAGAGAACAGCAGCUCUGUCAGCCUGGGGCCCUGAGUGAGGAUGGCAGGCUGCAGAGCCCUCACCCACCAACGAGGGACAUGCAGUGGGACUGAGAAAUACACCUUUGGGUCGGGCAAGUUAGCUCCCGCCUGGACUCCUAGCGCUUCCAGAGGCCGAGGAGAAAUUCAUUCCCUACACAGGUGACAUUGAACUUAACCUCCCAGAGUUUCCAUCCACGGUUACUUAUGACAAUUCGCAUUUUUUUGAGAAACUGCUGUGUACUGGGAUCUGAUCUAAACUUUACUUGUUUGAUUUCAUCUUUUUGUUUUUUGAGACAGAGUCUUACUCUGUCAGGCUGGAGUGCAAGUGGCACGAUCUCGGCUCACUGCAGCCUCCGCCUCCUGGGCGCAAAUGAUUCUCAUGCCUCAACCUGCCAGUAGCUGGGAUUACAGGCACGCAGCACCACACCCAGCUAAUUUUUUGUAUUUUUAGUAGAGACGGGCUUUUGCCAUGUUGCCUCGGCUGGUCUUGAACUUCUGGCCUCAAGUGAUCCACCCACCUCGGCCUCCCAAAGUGUUGGGAUUAUAGGCGUGAGCCACCUCACCCAGCCUCACUUAAUCUUGGUAAUAAUCCUACAAGGUGGGUAGCGUUAUUCCCAUUUUACAGAUGGAAAAACUGAUACACAAAGUUAAGUAAAUUACCUGAGGUCACAGUGCUAGGAUUCAAAUCCCAGAGCCCACUCUUUAGCAUCUAGGCAGAGGGGUCAGGCUAGGUAAAUGCAUUUACAUUAAAAUGAUUGUCAUUUCCAGGGUGUGACAGAUUGGUGUAACUUGGUCAUAGGGUGAAUGAAAGGAUGUUGAUGGGCGUUUUGGCUGGAAGUGCUGGCCACACUCUGAACAGUCUUGCAUGCCAGGCUGAGGGUUUUGGACUGUCUCUUUUAGACAGCGGGGUUUGGAGGACUGGGGCCUUUGAGGAAGAGCUGAGGGUGCGGACACUGUAUUGGAGGACAGGCGUUCCAGGAGGCAGCCAGCUGCAAAACGCCUGAAGAGACAGACUCAGUUCAGGGCAGGGGAGGGGCCUACAGCCCACCAGCCCCUCCUUCCCCUGCCACACACUCCUGGCCUCUGGUCCUGGACUCUGUCCAUAUCCUGUGUAUGUGGCUUUCAUCUUCUCUAUUUUUCUCUUCUUCUUCCCCCUCUUCCUCCUUUUUUUUGAGACAGAGUCUUGCUGUGUCCCCUAGGCUGGAGUGCAGUGGCGUGAGCUCAGCUCACUGCAAUCCCUGCUGCCCAGGUUCAAGCGAUUCUCCUGCCCCAGCCUCCUGAGUAGCUAGGAUUAUAGGCAUGCGCCACCACACCUGGCUAAUCUUUUGGUAUUUUUAGUAGAGAUGGGGUUUCACCAUGUUAGCCAGACUGGUCUCAAACUCCUGACCUCAGGUGAUCCGCCCACCUCACCCUCCCAAAAUGCUGGGAUUCCAGGCGUGAACCAGCACGCCUGGCUUAGCUUUCUCUUCCUCUGAAGUGGAGUGAAAGCUCCAUGAGAGCAGGUGCCUGUUAGGCGUCCUCUGCCAAGGCCCAUGUUUGGCAUGUCCUCCUCGCAGGGGAAAGUCCUUCCCCUUGUCUGAGGCGCAGCCCAAAGGCCGUGUACCCACGGCACAGGUCUUCCUGGUGGCACAUCUACCAGCUUCAGGGGAAGCCAAGACCCCGCUCACCCUUUGUUAUGGCCUCUUGGCCCGGGAGCCCCUGGCCUGUGCCUGUUACAGGGUGCCCUGCCCUGCCUAGUGUCAGAGACAGCCUGUGCAGGUCUUCCUUUCCCGUCUGUCUUGGGCUCCUUGAGCUCAGAGACCACCCUGUUCCCCCCACUGCUCUGCCAGAGGAUCUGCAGAGCACCUGGCGGGCCCUCGGGAAAGAGGGGCCCACCUGCCCACCUGCCCUCUCCCCUCAGUCACGGUUUGAAGUGAGACAGCCCUUGACAUAGAAAGGCUCACUUGCGUGACUCAUCAAACAUUCAGCAAACCUUGUUUUUUUCAUUAAAAAACAAUUAGUCAUAACUUUGAGCUAAUGGCCGGAUACAGCUCAGCAGUCAGCAGAUGUGGUCCUCAUGCUGAAGUAAUGAAGAUGAGAACAAUAGUCUCUCAAGCCUGCCUAGAGCUUUGCCAGACUCAGAGCCCAUUCACACCCACUCUCCUUACUAAUCCCAGAAAAGCCCAGUACGGCAGGUAGGGCAGGUGUUCUUGGCUGUUUUGUGGAGGAGGAAGCCGACCCAGGGUUCAGCUGCCAGCCCAAGUCCAUAUACCGGCAUGUAGCACACACGGGCCUCUUCCGUGCCAGGUCCGGUCUCGGACCUGCCGCCUCUCCUUGUCCCUCUCAUUCCCAGUCCCUGCCCUGGGACACAGGGCUCCAGUGUUCUGUGCUGAGUGGGCGUCUGACCCCUUCCCGGCUCAGACUUCAAGCUCCAGCCACUUCCAGAGGGUGCUGACCCUCUCACAGACCCCUGCCCUCCACGGGAGCUGGUCUUUUAGACCCAUGUGGGCACUCGGUGGCACGAACACAGAUACCAAAUGCAGAAAGGAGGGUAUUUUUCUUCCAGGUUUGCUGUUUGCCAUCUGGAUCUCUGAUCCCCGAAGCCUUGUGAAAUCUCAGAAGCAAGACACAAAAAUCAGGGAAGUUAAACCUCAACGCAAGAUGUAGAAAGCCCAGGAUGAGACUAGCAGAGCCGACCCUGUGCUCCGGCAGGUUACAGGCACCUGCCGCCGCCCUGUGGCCACUCUCUCACCCUCAGUCCCCGCUGGGUUCCUCCCGGAGAUGCGGUGCUGGUGGGCCCCAAUUUUGAUCAUCAGGCUCUGUCAGCACAUGGGUAUUUGCAGGUUUCUAUCUGCUCCACAAAGUCCAGACUCAGACUUUUUUUCGUUGUUUGUUUUUUCGGUCUUCCAUUUUUUGAGACCGAGUCUCGCUCUGUUGCCAGGCUGGAGUGCAGUGGUGUGACGCCACUAUGCCUGGCUAAUAUUUUUGGAUUUUUAGUAGAGAUGGGGUUUCACCAUGUUGGCCAGUAUGGUCUCCAUCUCUUGACUUCAUGAUCUGCCCACCUUGGCCUCCUAGAGUGCUGGGAUUACAGGUGUGAGCCAUGGCACCCAGCCCAAACAUUUUUUUCUUUUGAGACAGAGUCUUGCUCUGUUGCCCAGGCUGGAGUGCAAUGGCACAAUCUCGGCUCACUGCAACCUCCACCUUCCAGGUUCAAGCAAUUCUCCUUCCUCCUUUUCGAUGCCCGCCACCACAUGCCCAGUUAAUUUUUGUACUUGUGGUGGAGACAGGGUUUCGCUGUGUUGGCCAGGCUGGUCUUGAACUUCUGACCUCAGGUGAUCUGCCCGCUUCAGCCUUCCAAAGUGCUGGGAUGACAGGCGUGAGCCACCGAGCCAGGCUGGGCCUCAAAUCUUGAGAGGGACCCAGGUAGGUGAAGAAAAGCAAUCUGUUCCCGCUGGCCACUGUCAAGAGCUCAGCUUAAGUCAAUGUGCCCCCUGAUGGUAACAGCAACAGAAAACUGCCGCGCAUUAGUGACGUUAGCGGGCGUGUAGCGUCCGUUGGGCCAGACUUGGCACAGCGCCUGCUGGUGGGUCCGCAGAUGCUUUUCCUGAACUGCCUCUUGGCCGCAUCAAACCUGAACUUGGAGAUACACCCUCCCUCCCAGAAGUCAUUAAAACUUCUCUACUCACAAAGAGUUUUAAUGGGUACAUCAUUACACAGUUGCAAGAAUAUCCUGUUUGAAAUUAUGACCCAGAAAACUGCACUGAUGGCCAUGAUGGCCAGCCCGGAGGUCUCGUCCCCGCCGCCAUGUCGAGAGUUUUAGAGGAAUCAUUCGGUGAUGGUGCUGUUCAGAUAAAGCCACUAGCCAAGCCCACAAGCAGCUCCUGAGUGCUGCUUCAAGCAAGGCACAGGCCAGGUUCGGAGACGGGAUGGGAGGCUCGAGAGCCUUACCUCACCCUGGAGACGCUUAAAAUCUGCAAAGCGAAGCACAAGAAAAUCAUGGUGUUGGCCGGGUGUGGUGGUGCACGCCUGUAAUCCCAGCACUUUGGGAGGCCGAGGUGGGUGGAUCACGAGGUCAGAAGUUCAAGACCAGUCUGGCCAACAUGGUGAAACCCCAGCUCUAUAAAAAUAUAAAUUAAUUAAUUAAUAAUAAUAAUAAAAAGAAAAUCAUGGUGCUAAAUGUCAAUACAGGAUUUAGAAUGCUCCAGAUGAGACUAGUAUCGCCGUCACCGUCCUCAGGCAGUUUCAUAGCCUAUCUGUGCUUUAUUUCCUUAUCUGUAAAAGGGGACAAACUUGUACUCACCUCAUGAACUCUUUGCAAGGGUCUGAUGAGAUAGUGCAGAUGAAGCGCUCGUGCCAGCGCCCAGGACUUGAGACGCACUCAGCACACAUGCACAACCAUUGUCAUGUAUUGUGGCCAUAGGUUCUGUGCCAGUUGCCGUAGGAAGCGCAUUGGGUGAAGUUCCUGUAGGAGUUUAGAAGUGAGCGCUCCUGGAGCUGGGUGCUGUAGCUCGUGUCUGUAAUCCUAGCAUGCUGGGAGGCUGAGGUGGGGAUCACGUGAACUCAGGAGUUUGAGAUGAGCCUGGGCAAGAUGGGGAGACUCUGUUGCUCCGAAAAAACAAAAAAUACAAAAACAAAAAAAACACCACCACCCCCAACAACAACAACAAAAAAGGCCAGACGUGGAGGCUCCCGCCUGUCACCCAGCACUUUGGGAGGCUGAGGUGGGUGGAUCACGAGGUCAGGAGAUCAAGCCCAUCAUGGCCAACAUGGUGAAACCCCAUCUCUACUAAAAUACAAAAAAGUUAGCCAGUGUGGUGGUGUGCACCCAUAGUCCCGGCUGCUUGGGAGGCUAAGGCAGGAGAACUGCUUGAACCCAGGAGGUAGAGGCUGCAGUGAGCCGAGAUCACACCACUGGAGUAUAGACUCCAGCCUGGCAGACAGAGCAAGACUCCGUGGGGAAAAAGAAUUAGCCAGGAAUGGUGGUGUACACCUCUAGUCCCAGCUACUUGGGAGGUUGAGGCAGGAGGAUCCUUUGAGCCCAGGAGUGGAGGCUGCAGUGAGCUAUGAUUGUGCGUCACUGCACUCCAGCCUGGGUGACAAAGCAAGAUCCUACCUCUUAAAAAAAAAAAAAACAAAAGAAGUGAGCUCUUUUUGCUGGGGCCCUUGAGGAGGAGGACUUUGGGAAGAGGUGGGAUUUGAGCGUCCCUGGGGCUCACCUUGCACCUGAAGAUGGGUUAAAUGGAGUACUGGGGCGGAGAGGGUAAGGAAAGGGUGGGGGCAGCACAGUUAGCGUGGCUGGGAAGGGGUAUGUCCAGAUGGCAGAAAGUGGGUCAUGGUGGGAGAGCAGACUGGGUCUGUGGGCUCAGGCUGCGGGGGUGGGGCUUUGCUCGGCAGUGGGAACCCCUAAGAAGCAAGGGGGCAUGAUCAGAAUGAAGCUCCAGGACUGCUGAUCUGGAAGUGAUGGGUUGUGGGAGGCUGGGAAAGGAGGCACUUCUGGUUGUUCAGGUGAGAAGGAGCUUCCAGGUAGAGGAGGGAUGGAGCCACAGAAACAGCCCAGAGAAGGCAGAGAAGGAGAGGUCAGAGGUAACAAGGGGCACCGGGUUUGGUGACCAGAAGGAAGUUGGUGCCUUUACAGGCAGGGACGUCUCAGGGGAGUGGAUGUGGAAGGAGGAGGAGCCAGUCCUGGGAGAUACUGGGGGAGGGGCUUGUGGGCUUCACCUGCAGAUUCCAGGAGGCAGGGAUGGAGCUCAGGGAAGAGGGCCGGGUGGACACUGGAUGAAGCAGUUGGUGACUUGGACACAUUAGAUGGGUCCUGGGAGGGGCUGGACAAAGGUCUCCAAGGACGGUGGUGGAGCGGGAGAUGGUAAGGCUGCGGACAAGGUCCUGGGAGCCCUGUGUGUGGGGAAGGGCAAGAGGACGAGAGCCACCAAGGAGUCCGGGCCGGUGCCACGAGGGCGGGAGGAGGGCCAGGGUUUCCCCUGCAGGCUUCGGGGCAGGCACGCACCCUGUGGAUGCCCUGCAGACUCUGGUGAUACUGUCAGCACCAAGAGCGCUGUUAACAAGGGGGUGGACACGUUCAGUGACGUGUGCUGUGUUCAUUGGAGACAGCGUUGUUUUUUUUUGUUUUUUUUUUUAAAUGGAGUCUCGCUCUGUUCUGAGUGCAGUGGCACCAUCUCGGCUCACUGCAACCUCUGCCUCCCAGGUUCAAGUGAUUCUCAUGCCUCAGCCUCCCAAGUAGCUGGGAUUACAGGCAUGCACCACCACACCCAGCUGUUUUAUUUUUAUUUUUAUUUUUAGUAGAGACAGGGUUCCACUAUGUUGGCCAGGCUGGUCUCGGACUCCUGAGCUCAGGCACUCUGCCUACCUCAGCCUCCCGAGUAGCUGGGAUCACAGGCAUGCACCGCCAUGCCCAGCUAUUUUUUUGUAUUUUUAGUAGAGACAGGGUUCUAGUAUGUUGGCCAGGCUGGUGUCAAACUCCCAAGCUCAGGCAAUAUGCCCACCUUGGCCUCCCAAAGUGCAGGAUGACAGUCAUGAGUGCUGUGGUUACUGGAGGCAGAAAUCACUUUGGAAGCUAAGGCAGUGGUUCUGGAGAAGUGUGACCCUCCCCUUUCCAGCCCCCGCUCUGUCCCACAUCAUUAGAAGGAAAUUAUCCCAGAGGACUAGAGAGGUGAGGGGUCCCCACUGCUGAGUCUCUCAGAUAUUACAGAUCUCACUUCUGGGUCUAUGUGUGCCCAAAAGAAUAGAAAGCAGGGACAGGAACAGAUGUUUGCACACCUGUGUUCAUGGCAGCAUGAGUCACCGUGGCCAAAAGGUAGAGGCAAGCCAGGUGUUGAUCAGCUGGUGAGUGGAUGCACAAAGGGUCCGUCCGCCGCAUGCCCCAGGGGACUAUUGCUCAGCUUUAAAAGGGAAGGAGGCCGGGCACCAUGGCUCAUGCCUAUAAUCCCAGCACUUUGGGAGGCUGAGGUGGGUGGAUCACAAGGUCAAGAGAUCAAGACCAUCCUAGUCAACAUGGUGAAACCCCGUCUCUACUAAAAAUACAAAAAAUUAGCUGGGCAUGGUGGCAUACGCUUGGAGUCCAAGCUACUUGGGAGGCCGAGGCGGAAGAAUUGCUUGAACCGAGGAGGCGGAGGUUGCGGUGAGCCAAGAUCGCGCCAUGGCACUCCAGCCUGAGCAACAAGAGCGGAACUCCAUCUCAAAAAAAAAAAAAAAAGGGAAGGAAAUUCUGUCGCAGGCUACAACACGAUCAUGGGGACAUUAUGCUAAGUGAAAGAAGCCAGUCACAAAAACACAAAUACUGUGUGAUUCCUUAUCAGAGAACUCCUGGAAUAGUUAAAUUCAUCAAGACAGAAAGUUGAAUGGUGGUCGUUAGGGGCUUGGGGCUGGGAAGGGCAGUUAGCAUUUAAUGGGUGCAGAGUUUCAGUUUGGGAUGAUAAAAAGGUUCUGUGCAUGGAUGAUGCUGAUGGUUGUACAACGGUGUGAAUGUGCACAGUGACGCUGAACUGUAUAUUGAGAACGGUUAAUACAGUUCAUUUCGUUACAUACAUUUUGCCACAAUUUAUAAACAAGAAUGAAUUCUAAGUUUCAUAUUAAUUGAAGCUUACAUGGCACACAGCAUAAAAAGGUGUCUAAGAACCUGGGCUCGGUGGCUCACGCCUGUAAUCCCAAUACUUUGGGAGGCUGAGGCGGGUGGAUUAUUUGAGGUCAGGAGUUCGAGACCAGCCUGAUCAACAUGGUGAAACCCCAUCUCUACUAAAAAUAUGAAAAUUUGCCAGGUGUGGUGGCACACGCCUGUAAUCCCAGCUACUUGGGAGGCUGAGGCAGGAGGAUCGCUUGAACCUGGGAGGUGGAGGCUGCAGUGAGCUGAGAUUGCGCCAUUGCACUCCAGCCUGGGUAACAGAGCAAGACUCUAUUUAAAAAAAAAAAAAGUUGGCUAAGCAAGGGGUAUGUGGGGUAUGGCAUGGUGGCACAGGCCUGGCUUUUACACCCAGACCAACAGUGCGGCCUGGGCAGUUACUAAUUAUCAGUGGUCUAAUUGCCUGAUCUCACACAUUUCUCACCUAUAAAGUGGGUAUGACAGCCUUUGCCCAGGGUUGCUGUAUGGCCUGCAAGAGUCAGUUUGGGAAAGCUCUUUGUCAACUGUCCUGCGGAAUUGAUGGGGUGGCCACACUUCAAUGCCAUGGCUCAGGUGACCAAGGUAGGGCUGAGAGGGCCUCUCCGGCGGGGGCUGCUCACUGCAGGCUGGACGGCCCCAUGCAGCUUGCUGGAGUCCUGUGGCUUCUGCAGAGCCUUGGGGCCGCAGCCUGGAUGCCUCCCUUAUCCUGUCCUCACUGCCCUUCCCAGCCGGGGUCUUGUGGGGAGUGAGUCCUGUGGUUCUAGCUCUCCAUGGUGUGUGACUCUCUCCUGCGCGUAUCUCUCUCGGGGGUCUUCUCUUCUGUGCAUUUAGGGUGGUUAGAAGUGGAGUGAGAAAACAGUCAUGGUUGUCUGUGUUCUAUGGUUCCCCGAAGAACCCUCCGUUGGGAAAGGCUGGGACCUGGUUGACCCAGAAGCCCCACUCGCCCUCAACCCCUACUCCAGGUUUGGGCAGCCAGGAAGGAGAGGACUAAGAGAGUCGGGAAUGGGUUCAAGGUUGUGCAGAGUCACAAAGCCAGCACUGUGUGAUGGAUGGCAGGACCGUCCACUCCUUCUUCAUUUUGAACUCAGGACGGUUGCAGGACACUGGUUUCACCGUCGCCGACUGUGAAUGUGCAUUUGCGGAGCUGUUUCCCAGACCUCUGAGUGCGGGAGCCUCGGGUUUGGGUGGCGGAGCAGCGCCCUCCUUCCCUGAGAGCAGAGGAUGCAGGUCUGGCCGGCUCUGGCUGCACACGGGGCCGCAGAGGAUCCCACAAGGAUGAAGAAACAGAGCAGCACAGACUCAGGGGUGGCCGCGGCCCCACUCCAGCAGGACGCCUGCCCAGAUGCCCCAGAUGGAGACCCCAACCCUGGGCCACCCCCAACCAAGCCCCACCUCUCCACGGCCAGGAGCUUCGCCUGGCUCCUUGGGAAGGGCAACUCAGAGGAGGCUUACCCAGCGGGUUGCCCCCAUGAGGAAGGUGAGCUGGCCUCCUGUCCCACCAUCACAGUCAGCCCUGUCAUCACCAUCCAGAGAACCGGGGAUGGCCCCACCUGUGCUAGGCAGCUGUCCCAGGACUCUGUCGCUGCCGGCACUGAGAAGACCCUCAGGCUCUAUGAUCGCAGGAGUAUCUUCGAAGCCGUGGCUCAGAACAACUGCCAGGAGCUGGAGAGCCUGCUGCUGUUCCUGCAGAAGAGCAAGAAGCACCUCACGGACAGCGAGUUCAAAGACCCGGAGACGGGGAAGACCUGUCUGCUGAAGGCCAUGCUCAACCUUCACAGUGGGCAGAACGACACCAUCCCCUUGCUCCUGGAGAUCGCGAGGCAGACGGACAGCCUGAAGGAGUUCGUCAACGCCAGCUACACCGACAGCUACUACAGGGGCCAGACAGCACUGCACAUUGCCAUCGAGAGGCGGAACAUGGCACUGGUGACCCUCCUGGUGGAGAACGGGGCAGACGUCCAGGCUGCAGCCAACGGGGAGUUCUUCAAGAAAACCAAAGGGCGGCCAGGAUUCUACUUCGGUGAGCUGCCCCUGUCCCUAGCCGCCUGCACCAACCAGCUGGGCAUCGUGAAGUUCCUGCUGCAGAACUCCUGGCAGCCGGCCGACAUCGGCGCCCGGGACUCAGUGGGCAACACGGUAUUGCACGCCCUGGUGGAGGUGGCUGACAACACUGCCGACAACACCAAGUUUGUGACAAGCAUGUACAACGAGCUUCUCAUCCUCGGGGCCCGGCUGCACCCCACGCUGAAGCUGGAGGAGCUCACCAACAAGAAGGGGAUGACGCCGCUGGCUCUGGCCGCUGGGACGGGCAAGAUCGGGGUCUUGGCCUAUAUUCUCCAGAGAGAGAUGCAGGAGCCCGAGUGCAGGCACUUGUCCAGGAAGUUCACGGAGUGGGCCUAUGGGCCUGUGCACUCCUCUCUCUAUGACCUGUCCUGCAUCGACACAUGUGAGAAGAACUCGGUGCUGGAGGUGAUCGCCUAUAGCAGCAGUGAGACCCCUAAUCGCCACGACAUGCUCCUGGUGGAGCCGCUGAACCGACUCCUGCAGGACAAGUGGGACAGAUUCGUCAAGCGCAUCUUCUACUUCAACUUCUUCAUCUACUGUCUCUACAUGAUCAUCUUCACCAUGGCUGCCUACUACAGGCCGGUGGUUGGCUUGCCUCCCUUUAAGAUGGAAAACACUGAAGACUAUUUCCGAGUUACUGGAGAGAUUCUGUCUGUGUUAGGAGGAGUCUAUUUCUUUUUCCGAGGGAUUCAGUACUUCCUGCAGAGGCGGCCAUCGCUGAAGACCUUGUUUGUGGACAGCUACAGUGAGAUGCUUUUCUUUGUGCAGUCCCUGCUCAUGCUGGCCACUGUGGUGCUGUACUUCAGCCACUGCAAGGAGUAUGUGGCUUCCAUGGUGUUCUCGCUGGCCAUGGGCUGGACCAACAUGCUGUACUACACCCGCGGCUUCCAGCAGAUGGGCAUUUACGCCGUCAUGAUAGAGAAGAUGAUCCUGAGAGACCUGUGCCGUUUCAUGUUCGUCUACAUCGUCUUCUUGUUCGGGUUUUCCACAGCGGUGGUGACGCUGAUUGAAGACGGGAAGAAUAACUCUCUGCCGAAUGAGUCCACGUCUCACAGGUGGCGGGGGCCUGGCUGCAGGCCCCCCGAUAACUCCUACAACAGCCUGUACUCCACGUGCCUGGAGCUGUUCAAGUUCACCAUCGGCAUGGGUGACCUGGAGUUUACCGAGAACUAUGACUUCAAGGCUGUGUUCAUCAUCCUGCUGCUGGCAUACGUCAUCCUCACCUACAUCCUCCUGCUCAACAUGCUGAUCGCCCUCAUGGGUGAGACGGUCAACAAGAUCGCGCAGGAGAGCAAGAACAUCUGGAAGCUGCAGAGAGCCAUCACCAUCCUGGACACGGAGAAGAGCUUCCUGAAGUGCAUGAGGAAGGCCUUCCGCUCUGGCAAGCUGCUACAGGUGGGGUACACACCUGAAGGCCAGGACGACUACAGAUGGUGCUUCAGGGUGGACGAGGUGAACUGGACCACCUGGAACACCAACGUGGGCAUCAUCAACGAAGACCCAGGCAACUGCGAGGGUGUCAAGCGUAUGCCAAGCUUCUCCCUGCGAUCAAGCAGAGUUUCAGGCAGACACUGGAAGAACUUUGCCCUGGUUCCCCUUUUAAGAGAGGCAAGUGCCCGAGACAGGCACUCUGCUCAGCCCGAGGAGGUUCAUCUGCAACAGUUUUCAGGGUCCCUUAAACCAGAAGAUGCUGAAGUCUUCAAGAAUCCCAUCGCUUCUGGGGAGAAGUGAGGACCUGACACAGAAAGCACCGUAAACACUGGGCCCCCAACCGCCUCAGGGGGCUGCUAGGGGAACUCCAGUGCUCGGUCAGCAGCAUGGCCUGGUCCGGGCCUGCUCAGCAUGUUCCCAAGUCUGCACUGGACAAGUGUGGAAGGCAUUGUUGGAAGCACGAGGAGUGACGUCCAUCCAACCGCCACUGUCCCCACAUGAACCUCCAAACAAGCUUUCAAGUUCUUACUCACUUUAUUCAACAGUGUGGACUGUCAGUCUCUCCUGGGACAUGUUGCGCCCUUGUUUCCUUUCCUUUUCUUUUCUUUUGAGACAGAGUUUCACUCUUGUCUCCCAGGCUGGAGUGCAGUGGCGCAAUCUCAGCUCACUACAACCUCUAUCUCUGGGUUCAGGUGAUUCUCCUGCCUCAGCCUCCCAAGUAGCUGGCACUACAGGCAUGCACCACGAAGCCCAGCUAAUUUUUGUAUUUUUGGUAGAAACGGGGUUUCACCAUGUUGAUCAUGUUGGCCAGGCUGGUCUGGAACUCCUGGUCUCAGGUGAGCUGCCCGCCUCGGCCUCCCAAAGUGCUGGGAUUACAGGUGUACGCCACUGCACCCAGCCUUCUUUGAUUUUAUAUUACUAGGAGCAAAAAUAAAUGAAGCCCAGUAAAACACCUUUGGGAACAAAAACUUUUCUUUGCUGGAAAACGCAGAAGCCCUUCCUCUCUGUAGCGUGCUUCCUUUCCUACCUGCCCAGGGUGGCCUGGGGGGCGAUGUUGUUUACUCCCCAGGAAGGCAGGGGAGGCUGGUCCCACUCCUAGCUCUGGCAGAAUCAAGCUGCUAUAGGAGUGUCUUCUUCAUCCUACUGGAUGAUGAAUCACAGCCUCAAAAAUAGUAGCUCUAUUGCUGUUCAGGUAAAAGUACAGAACCAUGUCCCAAAGGUACCUGGUGAGAACAUUGGAAAGAUCUUCCAUUUGCAGGGCCCCCCAAUCCUGCUUUCCCAAAACAGCACCUGCUUCCCCUCCAUCCAUACUGGCAUCCUCAAAUAAAUGUAUACGCAUACAUAUA
Callithrix jacchus (white-tufted-ear marmoset) is the source of this 13221-nucleotide messenger RNA. NCBI's taxonomy places the organism in Eukaryota, Metazoa, Chordata, Mammalia, Primates, Cebidae. The record is from RefSeq and is a predicted model, not a curated record.